UUUCACUAUUUCCCUUACCUCCCCUGGGAGCUGCGUGCUCGAGUCUGGGAACUUUCUGCUGAGCCCCGCGUAGUCCACGUUCGCACGGUGGAGUCUGGAAACCCGUUGUCGGAUGCGUCCGACGGAAAGAAGGAGUACAAGACGGUUUUUUCCAGUAACCCCAUACCAGCAAUGCUCCAGGCGUGUCGCGAGUCACGUAACCUUGGAGUAUACCGACAGUGCUUUUCCGAGGGCCAACGCAUCCUCGAAUUCGCCCCGAAAACCACCCGGAUUCGAUACGUCUGGUUGAACCUCGAUCUUGACCUAAUCGAUAUUGGGAAGCGGGACCUUCGCGAUCUGAAGUUCGUUGCCCCAACUAUCAAGCGGCUCAAGUUGGAGCGC
Neurospora hispaniola is the source of this 381-nucleotide messenger RNA. RefSeq lists its product as uncharacterized. The annotation marks the transcript as partial. The record is from RefSeq and is a predicted model, not a curated record. The transcript has a single exon. Lineage: Eukaryota; Fungi; Ascomycota; Sordariomycetes; Sordariales; Sordariaceae.